Molecule: messenger RNA, 3086 nt
Organism: Megalobrama amblycephala (Wuchang bream)
Lineage: Eukaryota; Metazoa; Chordata; Actinopteri; Cypriniformes; Xenocyprididae
Gene: pkp1a
Product: plakophilin-1
Biological process (GO): intermediate filament bundle assembly; cell-cell adhesion; cell-cell junction assembly
Cellular component (GO): plasma membrane; cytoplasm; nucleus
Molecular function (GO): cadherin binding
Source: RefSeq, a predicted model, not a curated record
CUCGGCUCUGGGCACCGUCUCGAAGGAGGACACCUCGCUGGUCCUGCCGUCUGACGGAAAACAGCGGACGGACAGCAGCGCGUGCUGGAGCAGGUGAAAAGCAUUAAGAGAGGCAAGUCGAAGAUGGUCAAGAGUGACUCCAUUCCGUCGCCAACAACUCCGGCGUCAGCGACAGAGUUCAGCGAGCCGAAAUUCCAGUUCUCACCUGUAAAGCUGAACGACACGCUCUUUAAAUUCAGCGGCUCCAGCAUGAUGGCAACCCAGAGCAGAGCGACUGGUCGCAGCUUGUCUGUGCGCAACACGGUGAGAAGACAGACCCAGAACAGCCAGUCGGACUCUCAGAUGAACUGGAAUUUGCAGUCUCAAUCCAAUGGGAUGAAGUCCAGUGCCAGCAAGCUGGAGAAUAGCACGCUGAUCAGUGCCAGCCAAUCACAGUUCAAGACUUUGUCUAGCCAAUCACAGACAAUGAAGAAAGUCACCAGGAGCAAAUCAGAAACUUCAGGUGCAAAUGGUGCCAUGGGAGCAAUGCCUGACAUCACUCUGAAGGAAGCAGUGGAGUUUCUGACUCACUCGGAUGUGAGCUAUCAGCUGUGUGGAGCUUCAUUCAUACAGCAUCAAACCUUCACAGAAGACACAGCCAAACAAGAGGUUUGGCGGUUGGGAGGGAUUCCUGCUCUUGUACAGUUGCUGAAAAGUGAAAAUAUACAGCUGCAACAGACAGCCGCCGCUGCACUGCGCAACGUGGUUUUUAAAGAAAAUGAAAUCAAGCUUGAGGUGGAAAGUUGUGAAGGACUAGAAGCCAUUCUGACCUUACUCAGAAACACCAAUGUGACAGAAACCCAGAAACAACUUACUGGUCUGUUGUGGAAUCUGUCCUCGGCUGAUGCACUGAAGCCAGAGCUGAUCAGGAAUGCCCUGCCCCUGCUUACAGAAAGCAUUGUGGUGCCAUUCAACUUUUGGACUGAUGGCAACAUCAACAAACACAUUGAUCCCAAGGUCUUCUACAACACCACUGGCUGUUUAAGAAACCUCAGCUGUGCUAGCGAAAAGGAGAGGAUAUCUAUGAGGAACUGCACGCAACUUAUCGACUCAAUCAUGACUUAUGUUCAGACUCAGGUGGAAAGAGGAGAGCCAGAUGAUAAGACAGUGGAAAACUGUGUCUGCAUACUCCAUAACUUGAGCUACCAGCUGGAAGAGGCUCCUGAACACUUCGCAGGGUUCUCUAUCCCUGAUGGGAGCUCACAUGAGAACAUGAACAAAAACAGCCUCUUCAGCCCCAGGAGCACCAAGGCUCAAAAGGUAAAAGCUGAGUUCAGGUUCCCAGCCAUGGAGGAGGGUCAGCCUGAAGGAGUGAAAUGGUUGUACCACCAAAAGUCCCUGCAGCUGUACCUGUCUCUGCUGGGCUCCAGUCAGAAAGAGGCCACUCUGGAGGCAUGCUGUGGAGCCCUGCAGAACCUCACUGCUUCAAAGAGCUCUCUGUCCACUGUGAUGACCCAAAGCAUCAUACAGAAGCUGCAUGGCCUGUCUGUCAUUUCCCCCCUGCUGUAUUCUGCAAACUCUGGCCUACAGAAGACAGCCAUGUCCUUAGUGGGCAACAUGUCCCGGGUGUCAUCUCUACGGAGUACUAUGGCCAAGGAAGUUCUUCCCACAGUCAGCUCUGUGCUCUCGACUGUGACCCCGAAUAUGGUUAAAUCAGACAGCUCCAUCGCUACAGCGUGCCGUGUGAUGCACACACUCAUGCUGGCAGAUCCUGAGAGUGGCAAGAAGAUGUUGAACUCAAAACUCAUUGACUCUCUGAGCAUGCUGAGUACAAAUAUCGAAUACACAAGUUUCUCUCUUGCUUGCAGAUCAUUCGAAACGGCCAGAAAAGCUGCUGCAGUUCUUCUCUGGAGUAUGUGGGGACAAAAAGACAUACAGAAUGGGCUGAAAAAGCAAGGGAUGAACAAGGACACGUUUAUAAAUGCCGUCACUGCUACAGCAUACCAGGCAGCAACAAGCACAAAAGGACAGUGAGAGAUGUGCAGUUUUGCAGGUGAGGUCUCCUGGAAGACACAAAAAGAGUAGCUGGAUUUGGGAAUACUCUCCUGCCUACAUAUAUUGCAUUAUAGGUACAGAUUUAAAGGGAAACAAUUCCUAAAGAUUUUUUGUGAAAAAGUUGCUAUAACCCAAAUGAAAUUCUUCCAUGGAACUAGAGGGCUGUCAAGUGCCAAUAUAACAAACAGACCAAUAAAACGAUCAUAAAAGUGUCUGUAUGACUUGUGCGCUGUAUUUCUGGAGCUUUGUGUGAGGAGCAUACAGAAAAUUAAAGGGAUAGUCCACCCAAAAAUGAAAAUUCUGUCAUCAUUUGCUCAACCUUAUAAUGUUCCAAACAUAUAUGGCUUACUUUCUUCUGUGGAAAACAAAAGAAGAUAUUUUGAAGAUUGUUGGAAACUAAACAGUUUUGAUUCCCAUUGAUUUCCGUUGUAUUUUUGUCCAUAAAAUGGAAGACAGUGGGAAUCAAAACCACAGAAAAAAAAAAAGUGGUGAGUAAAUGAGUAAUUCACUGAAAAUCCUUUUCCGAUCUUUUCAAUGAAGCCGUUCACAAAACUGCUGAGAUUGAUUUGUUUAUAAAUUGGACUGAUCUGCAAUUUAGCUCACAAGUCAUAUGGAUUGUUUUUAUAUUUGUAUAAUCAUUGUCUAUCAUUUUUGAGCUUGACAUCCCCAUAUUGUAUAAUUGAUCUCCCAUUCCAUGUCUCUCUGGGAUUAAUAGAUUAUGUUUCUUCUAAAUGUUGCUUUCUGUUCUGCUAGUAGAGGCCUGUUUAGUGCCUAAAACACAGAUAUGUACGUUUAUCAUGGGAAACAGUUCUUACACUUCGGCUUGACAAACUUGCACUACUGGUCCUGCAGAGUAAUAAUUCCACUCUUUUUCUCAUGCUGCUUUCCUUCUCCUCCGGUGCUGUAUACAAAAAUUAGUCCCACAUUAUAUUAAGUGGCCUUAACUACUAUGUACUUACAUCAAAAAAUAAGUACAGUGUACUUAUUGGGUUCAUACUGAAUUGCAAAACACUUUUGCUGCUAUUGAGGUGGGAUACGGGUAAGGUUAGGGA